ACAAUUUUUGUAAAAAUCAAAAUGAAUUCUAAAUUUGUGGUUAUUGUAUUAGCCGCCGUGGCUAUACAAUUGUUAACUAAUAAUAUUUGGAGUAAUGUGAACGCACAUCCAACGAACUGUGAUAACUCUGGAGGUUCAUCUGGAUCAUCAGCUUCCGGAUCAGCAGCUGCUUCAGGCUCUGGUGCAGCUUCGGGCUCUGGAGCAGCUUCAGGCUCUGGAGCAGCUUCAGGCUCUGGAGCAGCUUCAGGCUCAGGAGCAGCUUCAGGCUCUGGAGCAGCUUCAGGCUCUGGAGCAGCUUCAGGCUCUGGAGCAGCUUCAGGUUCAGGAGCAGCUUCAGGUUCAGGAGCAGCUUCGGGCUCUGGAGCAGCUUCAGGCUCUGGAGCAGCUUCAGGCUCUGGUGCAGCUUCAAGCUCUGGAGCAGCUUCCGGUUCGGGCGCUGCAUCAGGCUCUGGCUCAGCUUCUGGAUCUGGUGCAGCCUCAGGCUCCUCAUCCGGUUCGGGAUCAUCCUCAGGUUCAGGAUGUGGAUCGGGCUCUGGGUCCGCAUCUGGUUCUUCAGGAGGAUCAUCUGCCAGUGCCUCUAAAGGUUCAGCAGGUGCAUCGUCUAAUGGUUCAGUUGCUGGAGCCUCUAAGGGAUCUGCUGGUGCAUCAUCAGGAGGAUCUUCUGCUUCUGCUUCUAAAGGUUCAGCAGGAGCAUCGUCAGGUAGUUCAACGGCAGCAGCUAGUAAGGGAUCAGCAGGUGCUUCAUCUAAGGGUUCAUCUGCAUCUGCUACAAAAGGAUCGGCUGGUGCUUCAUCUUGUGGUUCCACGGCUAGUGCUAGUAAAGGAGCGGCUGGUGCUUCAUCCAAUGGCUCAUCUGCAUCUGCUUCCAAAGGAUCAGCGGGUGCUUCAUCAGGUGGUUCUACAGCUGGUGCUAGUAAAGGAUCAGCAGGUGCUUCAUCUAAUGGUUCAUCUGCAACUGCUACAAAAGGCUCAGCAGGUGCAUCAUCUGGUAACUCGACGGCUGUAGCUAGUAAGGGAUCAGCAGGUGCUUCAUCAAAUGGCUCCUCUGCUAGUGCCUCAAAAGGCUCAGCUGGGGCCUCCUCCCAAGGUUCGAGUGCAUCUGCAACAAAAGGUUCUGCUGGUGCAACAUCCAACGGAUCUUCGGCUGUUGCUAGCAAGGGAUCGGCUGGAGCUGCUUCUGGCAAUUCUACUGCUUCUGCAACGAAAGGAUCUAGCAGUGCUUCAUCAAAUGGGUCAUCGGCCGGUGCCACUAAAGAUGGAGCUGGUGCAGCCUCAAAUGGAUCAACUGCAGUUGCUUCAAAAGGAUCAGCAGGAGCGGCAUCUGGCAAUUCAACUGCUUCGGCAAGCAAAGGCUCCGCAGGUGCUUCUUCCAAUGGAUCUUCUGCAACAGCAACUAAAGGAUCUGCCGGUGCAACAUCAAAUGGAUCUUCAGCUGUAGCUAGCAAAGGAUCGGCUGGAGCCUCAUCCGGAAACUCUACUGCCUCUGCAUCGAAAGGAUCUGCUGGUGCUUCAUCAAAUGGCUCUUCAGCAUCAGCUUCCAAAGGAUCAGCAGGUGCAACAUCUGCUGGAUCUUCAGCUGUGGCUAGCAAAGGAUCGGCAGGAGCUUCAUCUGGAAAUUCAACUGCCAGUGCAUCAAAAGGAUCUGCUGGUGCAUCAUCAAAUGGAUCCUCUGCUACUGCUUCGAAGGGAUCGGCAGGUGCAUCGUCAGGAAGUUCGUCUGCAUCUGCUUCCAAAGGAUCAGCAGGUGCAACAUCUGCUGGAUCUUCAGCUGUGGCUAGCAAAGGAUCGGCUGGAGCUUCAUCUGGUAAUUCAACUGCCUCUGCAUCCAAAGGAUCAGCUGGUGCAUCAUCAAAUGGAUCAUCAGCUUCGGCUUCUAAAGGAUCAGCAGGUGCAACAUCUGCUGGAUCUUCGGCAGCUGCAUCAAAGGGAUCUGCCUCUGCUUCAUCAGACGGUUCUUCGGCCGCUUGUGAUUCAGGAGAAUCUGAUGCUGUUGAUAAAGCCAAUCUUGCUGCCAUUGCUAAUAUUGCAGCUGCGGCGGGUAAGCCAUCGGGUAAAUCAGCUCCAUCAUGCGACGAUUAUUACGAUUAUGAAUGUUAACAAAAUUACGUUAAUUUGACUACCAUUGCACAAGUGUACCAUGUUAUUUGAUAUAAAAAUACUAUUAUUUUUGCACCUCAAUAAAAAAUUUAUUUAAUGAA
Chrysoperla carnea is the source of this 2198-nucleotide messenger RNA. RefSeq lists its product as uncharacterized. The transcript has 3 exons. The record is from RefSeq and is a predicted model, not a curated record. The coding region runs from base 22 to 2097 and encodes 691 amino acids. NCBI's taxonomy places the organism in Eukaryota, Metazoa, Arthropoda, Insecta, Neuroptera, Chrysopidae.